Molecule: messenger RNA, 1810 nt
Organism: Ochotona princeps (American pika)
Lineage: Eukaryota; Metazoa; Chordata; Mammalia; Lagomorpha; Ochotonidae
Gene: KCNK13
Product: potassium two pore domain channel subfamily K member 13
Exons: 2
Coding region: 42-1268 (408 amino acids)
Biological process (GO): potassium ion transmembrane transport; stabilization of membrane potential
Cellular component (GO): membrane
Molecular function (GO): potassium ion leak channel activity
Source: RefSeq, a predicted model, not a curated record
CCACGGCCGUCCGGCGCGACACUGUCCCCGGGGGCCGGGCCAUGGCCGGCCGCGCUUGCAGCUGCGGCCUGGGCCACUUGAAUGAGGACAACGCGCGCUUCCUGCUGCUCGCGGCGCUCAUCGCGCUCUACCUGCUGGGCGGCGCAGCCGUCUUCUCGGCGCUGGAGCGGGCGCACGAGCGCCAGGCCAAGCAGCGCUGGGAGGAGCGCCUGGCCAACUUCAGCCGUGGCCACAACCUGAGCCGUGACGAGUUGCGCGGCUUUCUCCGCCACUAUGAGGAGGCCACCCGGGCCGGCAUCCGCGUGGACCACGUGCGCCCGCGCUGGGACUUCACCGGCGCCUUCUACUUCGUGGGUACGGUGGUGUCCACCAUAGGGUUUGGGAUGACAACACCAGCAACAGUAGGCGGGAAAAUCUUUCUCAUUUUUUAUGGCCUCAUUGGAUGUGCCAGCACCAUCUUGUUCUUCAACCUGUUCCUGGAGCGCCUGAUCACUGUCAUUGCCUACAUCAUGAAGUCCUGCUACCAGCGGCAGCUGCGGAGGCAAGGGACCCUGCCCCAGGACAGCCUAAAGGACCCAGGCAAAUGUAAGGUGGACAGCAUGGCUGGCUGGAAGCCCUCCGUGUACUAUGUCAUGCUGAUCCUGUGCACAGCCUCUGUGCUCCUUUCCUGCUGUGCAUCGGCUCUGUACACCCCCAUGGAGGGCUGGAGCUACUUCGACUCGCUCUACUUCUGCUUUGUAGCUUUCAGCACCAUCGGCUUUGGGGAUCUGGUGAGCAGCCAGAAUGCCCAAUAUGAUAGCCAAGGACUCUACCGCUUCGCCAACUUUGUCUUCAUCCUGUUGGGUGUCUGCUGCAUCUACUCCUUAUUCAAUGUCAUCUCCAUCCUCAUCAAACAGUCUGUGAACUGGAUUCUGCGAAAACUGGAUGGCAGGUGCUUCCAGCAGUGCCAAAGAAGACUCUUACGGUCACGGAGGAACGUAGUGAUGCCGGGCAACACGCAGAAUCGCUGCAACACCUCCAUUGACACUGACGGGGUGAUGGAGAGUGACACAGAUGGGCGGCGACUCUCGGGGGAGAUAAUCUCAAUGAAGGACUUCUUGGCAGCCAACAAGGUGUCAGUGGCUGCACUCCAGAACCAGCUGUCCGAAGCAGCCAAUGGCUAUCCACACCAGGCCAGCAUGCAGCCCAGGGAAAAUGAAUUCUCAGGGGGGGUGGGAGCCCUAGCAAUCAUGAACAACAGGUUGGCAGAGACAAGUGGGGACAGGUAGAAAUACAACAAGGUCUCUGACUUUGGAGGCCUAGGGGAGAAAUGGAAGGGGAAGAACAAUCAUCGAAAUAACAGACUCAAUCACGUGCCUCUGCUCUGUCCAUCAGGGAGUGGUUCCUCAGCCUCCUCCAGCCUCACUAUACAAAUCUGACUUUGGCCCAGGCAGCAGCAGCCACCUGCCAGGGCCAUGGGAACCUGAUGCCUCAAUGCCUUCUCCUUAUCUUUAUUCUUGAGGUCUAAAUUCAGUCUUUUCAAGAUGGUCACAAAAGCCACAUAAGAUGUGACAUUGUUUCUCUUCUUGCUUCCUCUGGAGGCUCAGCUGCUGGCUGGAGGUAGCAUUUAUUUGAUUUCUCUGUUCUCCGUCUGGAAUUGAAAGCCUAAAGACUCUCAUUUUCCCCUGGAACUCUAAAUACCUGAAUUCCCUGCCUCACCCCACCCUCUCAAAAUUGGGGGCAUGGGAACGUUCUUGGCACUGGACAGAUUUGUCAGUGGUCCUACUCAUAGAGGCAAACCUGUUCUAGAUUCUUGCUUCUGUUGUCUCAC